Molecule: messenger RNA, 1603 nt
Organism: Salvia miltiorrhiza (redroot sage)
Lineage: Eukaryota; Viridiplantae; Streptophyta; Magnoliopsida; Lamiales; Lamiaceae
Product: LOB domain-containing protein 36-like
Exons: 4
Coding region: 393-1289 (298 amino acids)
Source: RefSeq, a predicted model, not a curated record
GCUCACCAUGCGCGCUGGGGUGCUGCGCCGCAUGUAAGUGUGCCUCUAAAAAUUGACAUGACUGACUCUCUCUCUCUCUCUCUCUCUCCUUCAUCUGGUUAUGAUCGCUCUCCCCCCUCCUCUGGAAUGUAAAUCCUUUAUUCUUAUCUCCCUGUUUCUAAUAAUCUCCUAUAUUAAAAACUCCAAAUAGUACUUCUUUCCCUCUUUUUCUUUUUUGUGGUUGUUUUUUUGGGAUUGAGAAAUUUGAAGAUCGGAUCCAGAAAUCCUUGAACUCAAACCCUAUGCUCCACUCUCUCCAAUAAGCCGAAGAUGCUGUGAGUGUCGCGGAGAGAGUCAUUUCGAGUAGGUUUUCGUAAGAAUAAGAAGGAAGAAUAGGAAGGAAGUAGUAAAAAAUGUCGUCUUCAAACUCGCCGUGCGCCGCGUGCAAGUGCCUCCGGCGGAAGUGCACGCAGGAGUGCGUGUUCGCGCCGUAUUUCCCGCCGGACAAUCCGCAGAAGUUCACGAACGUGCAUAAAGUCUUCGGCGCCAGCAACGUCUCGAAGCUUCUGAACGAGCUGAACGCCAGCCAGCGGGAGGACGCCGUGAACUCCCUCGCCUACGAGGCCGAGUACCGCCUCCGGGACCCCGUCUACGGCUGCGUCGGCCUCAUCUCCCUCCUCCAGCAGAAGCUCAAGCAGGUGCAGGUCGAUUUAGACAAUGCCAAGAAGGAAUUAGCCACGUAUAUCGGGCCGUCGGCGAUGCUGCCGAUUUUGAACCACCCGGGAUACGUGCAGCCGCACUCCAACUACGGGCCCUCCGGCUACCAGAUGUUGCCGUACAAUGUGCAGCCGAUUAUGGGGAUCCCGACGCAUGGGGCGCAGCUCAUGAUCCGGGAGCCGCAGCAGCAGUUUCUCGAGGUGGCCGCGGUGGCGGCGAGAGAGCAGGAGAUGAUGCGGAGCUACGAGCAGCAGCAGCAAAAUCAUGAAUUGAUGAGAUUUAACGGCGGCGGGUUUGAUGAUGGUGGAGGCCCCGUCACUGCCACUGGAUUCAACCAGAUUGGCGGGGGCGGAGCCCCCUCGCUGGCGUUGGGGAGCUCUUACGAAGCCAUCCCUUACCACCAGAUUCAGCAGCAAGAGCAGCAGCAGUCUAAUUACCAUCUCCACCAGCAGCAGCAGCAGCAAGAACUUUUGCUGCAGCAUAGUAAUCAUCAGCCUCCUCCUCCGCAGUCGGCGUCGCACACGCAACAACAGCAGCACCAGCUACGAGCUAAAAGCGAGGAGGAGGAAAGGAGCAUUGGUCCUUCUUGUUAAUUCUGACACUUAGUCGCAAAAUUCAUAUCAAACUGCACAUGCCCUCUGAGCCUUAUUCCUUCAACAAUUUCUUAUUUAUCCAGCAAAGUAUAGACUGGAGCGACAAUAGGAAAGAUGGAGUGAGAGAAGAGAGAGAUAGAGCUAGAGCUGGAGAGGUAUUCACAUGUACGUACAGUUUUAUUUUCUUUUUCUUUCAAUUUUAUGGAUACAUUAGAAAUGUAGGAGCCGCGUUGAUUUCAAUACUAGUGUUCUCUUUCAGUUUAUAUUUUCAAAGGGUUACUUGUUUUUGCCGGAAUCCCACUACACUUUGACAA